Messenger RNA from Cladocopium goreaui, 983 nucleotides. The record is from the annotation of a GenBank genome assembly. Lineage: Eukaryota; Dinophyceae; Suessiales; Symbiodiniaceae.
GAAACUCGUUGGCAACAGCCCCGCGUAGUUCCGGUCAUGUGACGCCAAAAAUGUUGCGCUGGGUCUGCGUGCUUUGCAUCCUGCAUGGUGCCGUGCAGGUGCCCAGCUUCCUCCACUUCCACCGCGGUGUCCGCACCGCACCGCGGCGUUCAGCGCGGCGGUUUUUCGCGCUGCGGGCGCUGCCGCUGCAGCAGGCCGUGGAGCAGCUGCCGCCGGACGCCACGCUGCGGCUGCCGCCGGGGCGGCACGCGAACGCCGAGCCCAUCGUGCUGCGGAGGAACAUCACUUUGGAGGGCUUUCCUGGCUCUGAGAAGACCGAGCUGGAGAGCUGCAUUGUCUUCGAGGAGGGUGCCGAACGCGCAGCGUUGCGCAACCUGGACAUCAUCAACAGCCGACGCUUCGCAGCUGUACAUGUGAGAUGUUCCGGAGCUCCAGAGGUCAGUGCCUCUACGGAAGGUGACCACAGACAGACCACAGACGGAGGACGGAGGAAGGUGGAUGCAAUAUCUCCAGUUGCGGUAUUGGCAUUUUGACCGACGCUCCUUUGAACACUCUGAGCAAUCCAUUGAUCUCUGACUGCCGCAUUGGUCCCGCCUGGCAGGGCUUGGUGAUCGCUGGCCGUUGUCGCGGCACCUUUGAGCGCUGCGUCAUCAGCGACUGCCGCAGUGCGGGGAUCCGCCUGCGCAACGAUGCGCGACCGGUGCUGCGGGGAAAUCUGGUGGUGGGAUGCCAGGGUCCAGGCAUGGUGGUAUGGAACCGUGCUGAAGCACAGAUGGAGGACAACGUCUUUUUGGACAACGGAGCGUCGGAAACACCGGAGGAAACACUGGAGACCUGAGCUGAUCUACGGCCCCUCGAUGACUCGAUGACUCGGUACCAGUUCCAGACCCGACACGGAGGACGCCUUGGGAGUCGAGCAGUGGAACAUGAGUUGCUAAGAUCAGGACUGGCAGUUGCUGGUGAAAAUCCCCAAAAUAUCCAAA